This is a messenger RNA of Armigeres subalbatus, 873 nucleotides long. RefSeq lists its product as uncharacterized. The transcript has 3 exons. The coding region runs from base 1 to 873 and encodes 290 amino acids. The record is from RefSeq and is a predicted model, not a curated record. NCBI's taxonomy places the organism in Eukaryota, Metazoa, Arthropoda, Insecta, Diptera, Culicidae.
AUGACUCCUAUACUAGCUGCCAACCUAGACCGUAUUGGACUAAGCGACCGAAAUGCAAUGUAUGUUAUUUCUGCGGUUUUAACAAGUGCUGGACUAAACUUAGACGAUUUUACCGUUAGCAGACAAACAAUCUCAAGGGCCCGUGCAGAAUAUCGCGAAGAGAUUGCUCAAAAUAUCCAAAGCAAUUUUGAUCUAAAUGGACCACUUGUUGUACAUUGGGAUGAAAAGCUGCUUCAAGAUCUCACAGGUACUGACAAAGUAGAAAGAUUGCCAGUUUUGGUAUCUUCUGGAGCAAAUGUUCAGCUGCUUGGAGUCCCAAAAUUGUCUUCUGGAACUGGUGAAAGACAGGCAAACGAAGUUUGCAAAUUGAUGGAUGCAUGGGAACUAAGCGAUCGCAUCUGUGCAAUGGGAUUUGAUACAACAGCAGCAAAUACAGGAAUCAAAAAAGGCGCUUGUACCCUAAUCGAGAAGUGGAUUGGCAGAGAUCUUUUAUGGCUGGCGUGUAGGCAUCAUAUUGCCGAAGUUUUGAUGACAGCAGCUUGGGAAAAACUAUUUCCUUCAAAAUGCCCUUCUUCAAGUAUUUUUAUAAAAUUUAAAUCGGCAUGGCCUACUAUGGAUCAAUCCUUUGAUGAAAAUAUGGUAGACGAAAACAUUAUUGAGAUCCUUGGUGAUGAAACACAACAUUUGAUUGAAUUUUUGAAAAACCAACUCAAUAUUCAACAGCAACGACAAGACUAUAAAGAGUUGCUAAAUUUAUCUUUAGCAUUUCUUGGUGUGAAAAGAAUUAAAUUUUCGCCACCAGGAGCACAAUGCAAUGCCAGAUGGAUGGCGAAAGCAAUAUUUUGUCUUAAAAUAUGGCUGUUUAGAGGCUAA